Molecule: messenger RNA, 2203 nt
Organism: Coffea eugenioides
Lineage: Eukaryota; Viridiplantae; Streptophyta; Magnoliopsida; Gentianales; Rubiaceae
Product: ankyrin repeat-containing protein At5g02620-like
Exons: 3
Coding region: 235-2010 (591 amino acids)
Cellular component (GO): plasma membrane
Molecular function (GO): protein phosphatase regulator activity; protein phosphatase 1 binding
Source: RefSeq, a predicted model, not a curated record
ACCAAAGGCCCCUCAAAUUGAUGAAAUGACUGCAAUAACCGGACCACUUGUUACUUCAUGAAACCUGGCUAAAUCUGACUGGAUAGCCAAGGACCACUUGCUUGUAAUAGUUUAUGGAGGUUUUCUGCGGAAUAUAAAUUGCAGAAUAUCCAUUUUCAUAGCAUCAAUCAUCAAGUUGGCAUUCUUCAUUGCUCCUGAACAGUUAAGACUUUAGUCCGUGGCGGCUGCAAGAAAAUGGACCCCGAAUUGUAUGCAGCUGCACAGUCAGGUAAUUGGGUUGUAAUGAAAAGAUUUUCGGACUACUUCUACUCCCAACAUACUCCAGUAAAAGACACAGUCCUCCACGUAUUAGCCCAGUCUUGUGACUCUGCAAAUGUAGUCCAACUUAUCCUUGACCGACAUGGCCGUUUGCUUAUGAAAUUGAACAAAAGGGGCGAGACUGCACUUCAUUUGGCAGCAAGAAAUGGGCAUUCAGGCGUCGUUCGAGCACUAAUUGACUAUGCAAAAUCGGGAGCAGGAGGAUAUUGGUUCCCCCCAUGUUUUGACAGAUGCAAGUGGAUGCUGAGGAUGGCUAGUAAGGCUGGAAAUACAGCUUUACACGAGGCAGUUAGGAACAACUUCUAUGACAUCGCCAAAUUUUUAGUUCAAGAAGAUCCUGAGUUUCGUUAUCCCCACAAUUAUGCUGUGGAGACACCUCUGAAUCUGGCAGUUGAGAAGGGACGCCAUAAUAUUAUGGUUCUAAUUUUGGAGUCUUGCAAGACACCAUCUUAUCUUGGCCCCGGACACAAAACUGCCUUGCAUGCUGCCUCAAUUUGCAAUUUGCCAGAAUCCAUGAAGCUGAUUUUGGAAAAGCUGCCUAAUCUUAUAAAGAAUGUUGAUAAAUUCGGGUGGACUGCACUUCAUUAUGCUGCCAAAUUCGAUCAUCAGGAAAUUGCAAGACUAUUACUGUCUGCUGAUAGGUCUACCGCCUAUGUUGCUGCCAAGAACGAUGACUCCAAGACUGCUCUACAUAUUGCGGUAAUUCAUGGACAUGUAGUUUUGGUGCAAGAGAUUUUAUCCCAUUGCCCAGAUUGUUGGGUUCAGAUUACGGGUAAAAGUCGGAAUAUCCUUCAUCUAGCUGUAAAGCAUGAAAAAAGAGAAGUCUUGGAGUUUGUUUUGCAAAGUUCCUGGGCUUCUGAGCUCAUUAACGAAAAGGAUAAUGAAGGAAACACCCCUCUCCACCUGUAUGUUGCUACCGAAAACUUAGAUGGGAAUUGCCUUGUGAAUCAUCCUUUUGUGGAUGUCAAUUCUUUUGACAGUUCCAACUCCACGCCUCUAGACAGGAUAGUACGGGAUGAUCAACUUUCAGACAGAAAGAUUUUAAUCAAGGAUGAGUUGGAGCAAGCAGCUGGCACUCGAGGGUACCGAAAUGUUGCUACCGUAAAGAAGAUCUCACGAGCAUCUGGUCCUGAUGAAGUAAAAAGAGUCGAAAACUUGUCUAAGAAUUAUUCGAUUGUGGCUACACUGAUCGCAACAGUCACUUUUGCAGCUGGUUUUACAGUUCCAGGUGGAUACAACAGUGACGGUCCAGACAAAGGCAUGGCAGUUCUAGGCAAGCAAGCAGAUUUUAUUACAUUUGUUAUUUCAGAUUUCUUGGCAAUGAUUGCCGCCAUGGGUGCAGUGGUUGGACAUAUCAGGCUCGUGCAGACAAAAAAUUACCGGCUUAAGUUGGCUAUUGUCCGGGUAACUGAGCGACAAAUUUCUUGGGCUGUGUUUUUCAUGAUGAUGGCAUUUCCCAGUGGCUUGGACGCAGUGCUACCAAAUUUGCCUGUCAUGAUCCUUCUGUGUGUCUCCAUUGCUUGGUUUUUCCAUGACGUAUACAUAAAUCUAGCCAUUGCUUGGCUAAACCUCGAGGACAGGGAAUGCACCUAUACAACUAGAUUUAAGCAUAGCGAAGCUGAUGAUGUCAACAUUCGCGCUCUAGGUCUAUAUAAACGGUGGUAUCAGGAUUUGACCGAAGCCGAGGACUAGUUGUGUUAUAAUUCAAUGGUAACUUAAUAAAAAAAUUUGAUUCUUUCUUACUAUCUGAACUUUUGGCAGCUCCCUCCCACUUUCGUCCAACAAAUUGGGUUUUUUGUUAUUCUUUGGAUUGGACUUGAAAAUGUACAAUGUAACGCUUUCUUUCUUUUUUUGUGUAUAUAUAUAAAUAGACUGCAUUUUAGUA